Molecule: messenger RNA, 1207 nt
Organism: Felis catus (domestic cat)
Lineage: Eukaryota; Metazoa; Chordata; Mammalia; Carnivora; Felidae
Gene: CCDC196
Product: coiled-coil domain containing 196
Exons: 11
Coding region: 234-1127 (297 amino acids)
Source: RefSeq, a predicted model, not a curated record
UGAAAAGAACAUAUUCUGAUGUCAGAAUAGCAAAUGUUCUUCCCUGUUCAAUCAUUUGCAGGCAAGGACACAAAGGAAGGGCCAUUGUGACUCAAGCUGCAGCUAAAACCAGUCCAAUGCAACAGACAUUUCAAGAACAGCAGCAGAAAAACGAUGACCUAACUGAAUGGAACAAGAAGGCACGUAUUUUCGAGAAGACAUCUCUAUUCUUAGAGUAGAAAUUUCCCUUCAAGAUGACAAGUGGUUCAAACCCUUCAGGAUCUUACUUGCCCUCAAAAGUAAGAUGUUCCAAAAUAGAUGACAACUACUUGAAGGAAUUGAAUGAGGACUUAAAGCUAAGGAAGCAGGAACUGCUAGAGAUCCUAAAACCUCUUGAAGAUAAGAACAAUCUCUUAUUCCAGAAGUUGAUGUCUAACUUGGAAGAAAAACAGAGAAGUCUACAGAUCAUGAGGCAGAUCAUGGCAGGAAAGGGGAGUGAAGAAUCCUCAGUCAUGGAGCUCAUUAAGGAAGCAGAGGAGAUGAAGCAGAAUCUGGAAAGGAAAAACAAGAUGCUUCGGAAGGAAAUGGAGAUGCUAUGGAACAAGACAUUCGACACAGAAGAACUUGGUGAUCAACAAAAAGCACCGCAGAUAAAAAACAAAGCAGACUUGCAGGAUGGGAAGGUUCCCAAAACCCCCUCCUCACCUAGGAAGACCAAGAAUGAACUGGAGACAUCAUGUGCAGAGAAAGUGAAAGAGAAAAAGAAGGGAAAGCCACAGAGGAAAAUGGAAUGGGUCAGGUAUCAGGAACAAGCCAACAUCCUUCAGAAUGGCUUUAAUGGCAAAAUGAUUGAGUUGAGAAUUGAAGCCUUGAAGAACUACCAGAAGGCCAAUGACCUGAAAUUGUCACUGAACUUACAGCAGAAUUUGGAGCCAAAGCAAGCAUAUUUUAAUCUUCCUGGGUCUCGAGGUACUGUGAACACUACAACUACCAGCAGAUUAACUACCAGCAAAAACGAAUCUAAUGUGAGAAUUCUGGGAUCAAAAACCUACACAGAACAACAAAGAGCUGAAGGAAAUCAGUUUGAUGAUGUAGGAGGGAGGAUCUUUUUUCUGAGGUCACUGCCAGAUGAAGCUCUGAAGGAUUAGAAGGCUUUCACUCCGUUUGCUUUGGACAGAUUUAAAGACGAGGCACAGCCAUUUGUGUUAAUUAAAAUCUCUCAAACCUU